AUUCUGCUGUUGUCCCUUGCUGUUGCGAUGAGCAAUGCACUGGAAGAAAGACUCUUUUCUAUCGAAAACGAUCAGUUUAAAAUGGAUGGCAAGCCCUUCAGGAUCAUAUCCGGCAGCCUACACUACCACAGGAUACAUCCGGCGCAAUGGAAGGACAGGAUGCUGCGAACAAAGGCCCUGGGCCUCAAUACCCUGUCGGUGUACGUGCCCUGGAACCUGCACGAGCCCUUCCCAGGACAGUACAAUUGGGAUGGCUUUGCUGACCUGGAGGCUUACCUGGCGCUCGCUCAGGAGCAGGGCUUGUAUGUGCUGCUGCGCCCGGGGCCUUACAUCUGCGCUGAGUGGGACUUUGGAGGAUUUCCCUGGUGGCUCGCCUCCUCCAAGGCAGGCCUCUGCUCGACAUCUUCACACAGCGUCACCCUGCGCUCGGACGAUCCGGCGUAUCUGGAGUUGGUGGAUCGGUGGUGGAAAGUGCUGCUGCCCAAGAUCGGGCGCUUUCUGUACAGCCGUGGAGGGAACAUUCUCAUGGUGCAGGUGGAGAACGAGUUCGGCUUUGUGGGUCCCAAUGAGAAGUACAUGAGGCAUCUGGUGGGCACGGUGCGCGCAUCUCUGGGGGAUGACGCGCUCAUUUACACAACGGACCCGCCCCCAAACAUCGCCAAGGGGACGCUGCCCGGGGACGAGGUGCUCAGUGUGGUGGAUUUUGGCGCCGGCUGGUUCGAUCUGAACUGGGCUUUCUCACAGCAACGAGCCAUGAAUGCCCCUGGGAAGUCACCGCCCAUGUGCAGCGAGUUCUACACGGGUUGGCUGACGCGGUGGGGCGAGAAAAUGGCAAACACAUCCGUGGACCAGUUUCUGGACACGCUGCAUGGAGUGCUGGGUUUCGCAAACAACACCGGCUCUGUGAAUCUAUACAUGGUCCAUGGCGGCACCAACUUUGGCUUCACUGCAGGCGGUAGCAUCGACAAUGGCGUCUAUUGGGCAUGCAUUACGUCAUAUGACUACGAUGCGCCAAUCAGCGAGGCAGGCGACACCGGCCAGCCCGGCAUCGGGGGACCCAACAAAUUUGACCUCAUCCGUGAGGCAAUAACACAGCACACCGGUGCGGAGCCGCCAAAGCCGCCGCCACCGCCACGCAUAAAAGCCUAUGGAGAAGUUGGACUGUAUGAGAAUGUGACACUGCGGAGCCAGAUCAGGCGACUGUACCCGGGCGACGGCGUGACCUCCCGCCGCCCACUCAUCAUGGAGGAAUACGGCCAAUCGGGUGGCCUGAUAAUGUACCAGACAGAGAUUCCUGCAGCCGAGAUGAAGGCCAACUCGCUGCUGGACAUGGGGCAUCCGGUGCAUGAUGCAGCCACGGUGACAGUCGGCCGGCUGAGCCGCAACGGCCCCGUUAAUCUGACGCUGGACGCCGACUCAGCGCUGAGGUGGCGCUCAGUGGAGGAAGCUGCCGGAAGCUAUGCGGUGGCUUCCGCGGAAGCUUCCGUGACGCUGGAAGUCAUUGUGGAAGCUGUGGGGCGCUCCAACCAGGGGUGGCGCUUCGACACCAAGGGGCUGUCGUCCUCAGAUGUACAGUGGAACGGCAAGGUGCUGGAGGGGUGGAGGGUGUUCCCUCUCCCUCUGGACAACCUGGGCAGAUUGGUCUUCCAUGAUAAUGACAGCGCUACCGCGCACUCUUUAGCACCAGCAGAUGGAGGACCUGCCUUCUUCAGGGAUGAAGAGGGGCUGUUGCCAGACAGCUAUCUGUUUGUGGGCGACUGGGGCAAGGGACUGGCCUUUGUGAAUGGCUUCAACCUGGGCUGGUACUGGCCGUCAAAGGGGCCCGCCAACACCAUGUACGUGCCAGGCCCUGUGCUGCGGGCAGGAGUGAAUGAAGUUAUCAUGCUGGAAGUGGAA
This is a messenger RNA of Coccomyxa subellipsoidea C-169, 1896 nucleotides long. RefSeq lists its product as hypothetical. Gene Ontology annotation, biological process: carbohydrate metabolic process. The annotation marks the transcript as partial. Gene Ontology annotation, molecular function: beta-galactosidase activity. Lineage: Eukaryota; Viridiplantae; Chlorophyta; Trebouxiophyceae; Coccomyxaceae. The transcript is spliced from 14 exons. The record is from RefSeq and is a predicted model, not a curated record. Gene Ontology annotation, cellular component: vacuole.